Diachasmimorpha longicaudata is the source of this 599-nucleotide messenger RNA. RefSeq lists its product as uncharacterized. Bases 41 to 427 code for a protein of 128 amino acids. The transcript is spliced from 2 exons. NCBI's taxonomy places the organism in Eukaryota, Metazoa, Arthropoda, Insecta, Hymenoptera, Braconidae. The record is from RefSeq and is a predicted model, not a curated record.
UAAAUUUUUAAUUCAUUGUGCUUUUUUUUUUAUUUUACAGAUGCAGGCCAUCCGGAGGAAGCGGGCCUACCUGCGGGAGGCCAACGAGUGGUUGCGCUGGGAGGAUGCGGAGGGUGAAAUCCUGGAUGGCGAAAAUAUUUUCGCCAUCCAGGAUUUGCACGCCAGGGCCGCCAAAUGGUUGGCGGAUUCGGAGGACGAGGAAUAUCUGCACGGAGCUCGCUGGGAGGGAGGUGUCGGCCCAGACACCCCGAGAGCGCGGUGGGUCCGCGCUCUGAGGCGCGAGGCGCGUGGCCUGGAGGCCGAGGGCGAGCAGCUGCUCGCUCUAUACGACGUGGAGGAUGCCUGGGCGCUAAGGAUCCUCUUCGGGGAGGAGCCCACUCAGCCAGACCUGACAGAGGAGAAUUGGGACCUGGAGCAGUGGGACUGAGGCCACUGCCCCCCCCCUUCCCAUUUAAUUUUAAAUUUAAAAAAAAAUGUAUUUUUAAUUUUAAGUUUUUUGAAUAAAAUUAAAUUUAAAAAAUGAAUAUUUUCUUGUGUGUUUAUUUAUUUAUUUCCCUUAGUUUUAAAUUAUAAAACAAAACCAAAAAAAAAAAAUUUUA